AUGGACACGGAUCCUCAGUUCAUGAAGGCAUCUGGCGUCAGACCUGAACCUCUUGCUGCAUCCAUGCAUUCUGAUUGUUUCAUCAAGAAGGAACAAGAAGCAUGUUUAGAAAACAUCCAGAAACUGACCAGCAGUAUGACCUUCAAUGGAUCAUCCCCAGGUUGCGCCGGGAUGUGGGACAAUAUCACUUGCUGGAAACCAGCUUUGAUCGGUGAAGUCGUGUUUGUCAAAUGCCCAGCUCUCUUCACCGUGGUGAACUUAGAUUACGGCUGGGAUGUGAACAGCAUGGCAUAUGCACAGCCAGGAGAGUUUGAAAUGUUUGAGAAUCCAGAACAACUUCUAGAUGGAUCGGUGGAUUUUAAGUUGGUCAGCAGGAACUGCACCCAGGAGGGCUGGUCUGAGCCAUUCCCACAUUAUUACGAUGCCUGCGGAUUUGACGAGAAUGACACCUCGAUAGGAAACGGCCAGGCUUACUACUAUCUAUCUGUCAAGGCUUUGUAUACAGUUGGCUACAGCACAUCCCUCGUUUCUCUCACCACCGCCAUGGUGAUUCUGUGCCGUUUCAGAAAACUGCAUUGUACCCGGAACUUUAUUCAUAUGAAUCUUUUUGUUUCAUUCAUUCUGCGUGCCAUUUCUGUCUUCAUUAAAGAUGGGAUCCUGUAUGCCGAGCAAGACAGCAACCAUUGCUUUAUCUCGACGGUGGAAUGCAAGGCAGUGAUGGUCUUCUUCCACUACUGUGUGAUGUCCAACUAUUUCUGGCUUUUCAUUGAGGGGCUGUACCUCUUUACGUUACUUGUGGAAACCUUCUUUCCAGAGAGGAGAUAUUUCUACUGGUACACUAUCAUUGGCUGGGGAACUCCAACCAUUUGUGUCACAGUCUGGGCGGUCCUUCGGCUUCACUUCGAUGAUAUUGGCUGUUGGGACAUGAAUGACAACACUGCUUUAUGGUGGGUAAUCAAAGGUCCAGUUGUGGCGUCCAUAAUGAUCAAUUUUUUGCUUUUCGUGGGGAUCAUCAUUAUCUUGGUUCAGAAACUCCAGUCUCCAGACAUUGGAGGCAAUGAAUCCAGCAUCUACUUCAGCUGCGUUCAGAAAUGCUACUGUAAGUCCGAGAGGACUAACCAGCAUUCUUGCAGGAUGGCUGAACUAUCCAUCAUCACCCUGCGGUUGGCCCGGUCCACUUUGUUACUCAUCCCACUCUUUGGGAUUCACUACACAGUGUUUGCCUUUUAUCCAGAGAACGUCAGCAAAAGGGAGCGCUUGGUUUUUGAACUGGGACUCGGCUCCUUCCAGGGUUUUGUGGUUGCUGUGCUCUACUGCUUUUUGAAUGGGGAGGUGCAAUCCGAAAUCAAGAGAAAAUGGCGGAGCUGGAAAGUCAACCGUUAUUUUGCUGUGGAUUUCAAACACCGCCAUCCCUCCCUGGCAAGCAGCGGUGUCAACGGGGGGACUCAACUGUCCAUCUUGAGCAAGAGCAGCUCUCAGAUUCGGAUGUCCAGCGUCAAUGCCGAGAAUUUGGCCACAUGAGCCUGUAAGACCCCGCACCUUGUCCCACCACGCCCUCCCAAAGAGAGAAAGAAUGACGAACCCUACUU
Notechis scutatus (mainland tiger snake) is the source of this 1589-nucleotide messenger RNA. NCBI's taxonomy places the organism in Eukaryota, Metazoa, Chordata, Lepidosauria, Squamata, Elapidae. The record is from RefSeq and is a predicted model, not a curated record.